CUCUCCGCACUCAAGAUGGCGGCGCCCAGCGGACUGGCGGCUGCGCCUGGGCUUCGCUGAGGCUCAGUCCCUUCCCCGCUCCCCUGCCGGGCGCGAAGCCCCGCGAGCCGAGAGGACGGGGGCCGGGCGGGGAUAGGGGCACCUGCGUAGCUGGACCGCGAGCCCGCGCCCAGCCUGCGCCCCCCCGCCCCGGCCCGGCCCCGCCAGCUCCCGGUCUCCCCUCGGCCAGACCCUGUGCCCGGGUGGACGCCAGCGCCUGGCCCUCAGAGCCGGGGCCUCUCCUCGGCCGCGGCUCACCUCGACUUCGGACAUGUUUGGCCUUUUCCCUCCGAAACAGCCCGCCUGCAAAACCGGGACUCGGGUACCUGCUUCAUCCUCAGACUCUCGAUUCUCCCCGGCUCAGAGGCGGCUCGUUUCCCUUCCAAAUUAGCCCCGACGCCGCCCACCCACUCCCCCCUUCCUGCGCACGACCACCCCGACCCCCGCCUCGACCUGGAGCUGGACCUCCCUCCGCUCCAACGCCCAUAAGCUCUACCAUGGAGGCCGUGUACCUGGUGGUGAAUGGGGUCGGCCUGGUGCUGGACGUGCUGACCUUGGUUUUGGACCUCAACUUCCUGCUGGUGUCCUCCCUCCUGACGUCCCUGGCCUGGCUGCUGACGUUCAUCUACAACCUGCCGCACACGGUACUGACCGGCCUCCUGCACUUGGGCCGCGGGGUCCUGCUUUCGCUGCUGGCCUUGAUCGAGGCCCUGGUGCGCUUCACCUUCGGGGGCGUGCAGGCCCUGUGUACCCUGCUGUACAGCUGCUACUCUGGCCUGGAGAGCCUCAAACUCCUGGGGCACUUGGCCUCUCACGGGGCGCUCCGGAGCAGGGAGCUCCUGCACCGAGGGGUCUUCAAUGUGGUCUCCAGCGGCCAUGCCUUGCUGCGGCAGUUCUGUGACGUCUGUACCAUUGCCAUGAGCCUGGUGGCCUAUGUCAUCAACAGCCUGGUCAACAUCUGUCUCAUUGGCACCCAGAACCUCUUUGCCCUGGUGCUGGCUCUGUGGGAUGCGGUGAUGGGGCCCGUGUUGAGGAUCACGGACGUGGUGGCCGCCUUCCUGGCCCACAUGUCCAGCAAUGCUGUUGCCAUGGCCAUCCUCCUCUGGACCCCCUGCCAGUUGACCCUGGAGCUGCUGGCCUCUGCCGCCCGCCUCCUGGCUAGCUUCGUGCUUGUCAAUCUCACCGGCCUGAUCCUGCUGGCUUGUGUGCUGGCGGUGACCAUGACAGCGCUGCACCCCAACUUCGCCCUGAGGCUCGCCACCCGGGCCCUCGAGCAGCUCCAGGCCCGGCCUUCCUACCACCGGCUCCGAGAGGAUGUGGUGCGGCUGUCUCGUUUGGCCCUGGGUGUGGAGGCCUGGCACCGCGUCUGGAGCCGCAGCCUGCAGCUGGCUAGCUGGCAGAACCGGGGAGGAGCCCCGGGGGCCCCCCAAGGUGGCCCGAGGAGGGUGCCAGUGGCCAGGACCUGGCAACAGGACACUCUUCCAGAAGCAGGCUCCAGCGUGGAGGCAGAAGAGGCGGAAAGGAGGCAGCCCCGGGCCACAGCAUCCCGCGGCCGGGAGAGACUCAAUGAGGAGGAACCAGCCGCCGGGCAGGACCCAUGGAAGUUGCUGAAGGAGCAGGAGGAGCGGAAGAAGUGCGUCAUCUGCCAGGACCAGAGCAAGACGGUGCUGCUGCUGCCCUGCCGGCACCUGUGUCUGUGCCAGGACUGCACCGAGAUCCUCAUGCAGCACCCGGUCUACCACCGGAACUGCCCGCUCUGCCGCCGGGGCAUCCUGCAGACCCUCAACGUCUACCUCUGAAGCUCUCGCUGCCACCCCGCCCACCGCGCCCUGCAGCCUCCCGGGAUUGGGCUGUGGACACGAGGGCCACGCCCUCCGGCUUCCGACCCCGCCUCCCGGGCCGCCCCCAGGAGACGGGGUUCGCCAGGGGUCUGCUGUCCUGCCCAGAGGGACCCCAUGCUGCUGCGGGUGGUGAGUGUGGACCAGAGCUUGAGACCUAGCCACGGGCUCUCCAGCCCACCCAGAUGCCAGCGUCGGGGUUCCCUCUCGGAGCAUCAGGUUUUGCUUCCGUGAGAGUGGGGGGAUUGGCAGGACGUCUCCUGCCCGCUCCCCACUUCCUUCCCAGCUUCUGCAGCCGCAGCACAUCAGUGUUAUCUGGGUGUCAGGACAACUCCCGGGCUUGGGCAGCAUCCUGAGCCUUUGUUUUCAGAGAGAACCUCUGAGCCUAGGCUUUGGGGCUCCCCUCUCAGGCGGCCCAAGCCACACCUCCCUAAGAGGUGUCCUUCCAGCCUGACUCCUCCAGUGGGGUCGUCCUGGUGGAGGGACAUGGACACUUGGCUUUGGGACCAAGGACCCUCCAGCACCCCCGUUCCACUGGGGGUUUCUGGAGGGACACCCAGAUUUCUCACCCGGCUUUCACUCCCCACCUUAGAGAACAGCCGCAUUCCUCCCUCUCGCCUCGACUCAGGGGCGCAGAUGGUCAUUUCACUAGGGUGCAGACUGGACAGGGACCAGGG
This is a messenger RNA of Sorex fumeus (smoky shrew), 2554 nucleotides long. RefSeq names its product ring finger protein 26 (gene RNF26). The coding region runs from base 537 to 1838 and encodes 433 amino acids. The record is from RefSeq and is a predicted model, not a curated record. Lineage: Eukaryota; Metazoa; Chordata; Mammalia; Eulipotyphla; Soricidae. Gene Ontology annotation, molecular function: ubiquitin protein ligase activity. Gene Ontology annotation, biological process: ubiquitin-dependent protein catabolic process; protein ubiquitination. The transcript has a single exon.